AUGCCUGCACUGCUGCCGCUGCUGCGCUCUGUCUGCCUGGGGCUGCUGCCUCUCGGGCUGAGCAAUAUUUGCGCAUCCUUCCCGACGCUCUGCUGCGAGUUGAGCGGAGGCUCUUGGACUCGUGCUGGCAGCUCCAGCGCGCAAAUUAUGGCGAGUGCCACUCUGAGGAGGUACAUUUUCGCCUUCCGCGUGGCCGAGCUACAGCUGUGCCUGCAAGAGCUCGGCCUGUCCAAAAAGGGACUCAAAGGGGAGCUCCAGUCUCGUCUGUUUGCCUACUUUGGCGAUUACACUGGAGUGGCCGCCCGGGGGGUCAACCCUCCCAAGGAGCAGCAUAGACUCGACACAGCAGCGCGAUUGGUCACCCAGAUAUACCAUCGCAUGAAGGGCUUACCCAGCCCUGAGGCUCUUCCAGCCAGGGAGACCAUACCAACUGCAGGGUACCUUCAGGGCUCUGGAGAUGUGCCGUUGGCUCCCGCGGCUCCUAUUCUGCCGAAUGGGAAUGCAGCUGCGGCAGUGCAAGCAGCCGCGAGGAGUAACACACAGAUCAGAUGCAUCUGUGGAAGCAACUAUGACCGAGGCACCAUGAUCCAGUGCGAGGAUGAGGCAUGCGGGGUGUGGCAGCACUGCGACUGCGUGGGCGUGGACUUGAACGUGAUGCCGGAGCACUAUUUAUGCGAGCUGUGUCGGCUGGCGCGAGCGGACCCCUUCUGGCGCCGCGUGGGGGCCCCCGUCAUGUCCCCCGUGAAGCUGGCGCCCGUGCAGCCGCCGCGCAGCUUCCCCGAUGGCAGGACCCAGGAGGAGGAUGUCGUGCAGGUGGCAGACCGCAAUUUCAUGCUCACCCACGCACAGAUCGACCCAGCGCGCCGUCAGAGCCACAACUUCCAGCUGCAGGUGGCAUGCAUAAUGAUGGGAGACAGCGUGCCGAUGCGAAUACACUGGCCGCGGCAUGCGGACCUGCGGCUGAACAACAUGCUGUAUCGGCCCUACUCCCGCAACUCUGCCACCAAGCUGGGCGCCAAUGCUCGGGAUGAGCCUGCCUCCGUUGGCGUCAUGUGCUCGCAGGGGCGCAACCGGCUGUGGGUGUCGGUGAUGGAGUCGCGCAGCUUCUGCGUGAUGGUGCAGCUGGCGCAGCGCCGGACAAUGGACGAGGUCAAGGCGCUCAUGGCCCCGCCUGAGACCGAGCAGGCCGCCCUCAAACGUGUCGUCCGCCAGACGCGCGGCGUGAAGGGGGAAGGGGAUGAGAGUGAUGACGAGGUGGAGAUUGGGCGCACAGUGGUGUCGCUGCGGUGUCCCAUGUCCGGCAGCCGCAUGCGCGUGCCGGCGCGCUUUGCGUCGGUGGGCGGCCUCAACGCGUUCGACCUGGACACCUUUCUGGACGUGGUGCAGCGCAGCCGCAAAUGGCAGUGCCCCCACUCCAUGCGCAACCUGCCCGUGCAGCAGCUCAUGGUCGACGCCUACCUCUCCCACAUCCUCGCCCGCCUCAAGGCCGUGAGCCCAGUCCAGUUACUUCAGGGUCCCCGCUACGCUGCCUGGUUCUGCUAUGUAACGCUCUAUGGAGUGCACCUGAUCAUCUGCCAGAUGUGUUACUUUCCCGGGGAGGUGGCCUCCGCUGAGGAGGCCACAGACAUGGCUGAGGUGACAGAGGUGGAGGUGUCGCCGGGCGGGGAGUGGCGCGUGGGUGGUACAGAGGGGCGCUGGCACUCCAUCUCCGAGGACCCCAGCCUCCCCAUCGAAGACGUCAAAGUCAAGGCUGACCCUGAAACCGCCAAACAGGAAGCAGGCAGCGCGGGCGCGUUUGACAGCGACAGCGACGAGGAGAUGUCAGAGGGCGAGGAGCUGCGCAGGGCGGCAGCUGCGGCCAAGUCAACAGUGCGGCCCAAGCCGCCGCCGGACGUGAUCGUCAUCAGCGACUCUGACGAGGAAGACGAUGCAGAGAUGUCUCGUCAAGGGCCGGCGCCCGCUCCGCUCCGGCCACCAGCUCCACCGCAGCAGCACCAGCAGACAGGGUAUCAACCGGCAGGGCACGCGCCGCAGCCAGAAGCGAGCUCGUCGGGCCGCGGGCAACUCCAGCACUCGCCCAAUUCCUACGGCCGGCAGCAGGGACCUGCUCCUACUGGACGCUCCUACGUAGGGCCGUAUCCCGGCUCGUUGCCGGCCGCCGGCGGGCACCGAGCGGCUGACCGGCCCGGGGGAGGCACCGUCGUUCGCGGCCGCGGCAUCACACUGCGGCUGCCUCCGCGGCCGGAGCGCCCACCGUCCGGUCAGUCGCCUUUCCCGAUGUCAGGCGUAUAG
Molecule: messenger RNA, 2292 nt
Organism: Coccomyxa subellipsoidea C-169
Lineage: Eukaryota; Viridiplantae; Chlorophyta; Trebouxiophyceae; Coccomyxaceae
Exons: 12
Coding region: 1-2292 (763 amino acids)
Biological process (GO): protein sumoylation
Molecular function (GO): zinc ion binding; SUMO ligase activity
Source: RefSeq, a predicted model, not a curated record